Molecule: messenger RNA, 1452 nt
Organism: Talaromyces atroroseus
Lineage: Eukaryota; Fungi; Ascomycota; Eurotiomycetes; Eurotiales; Trichocomaceae
Exons: 1
Coding region: 1-1452 (483 amino acids)
Molecular function (GO): catalytic activity
Source: RefSeq, a predicted model, not a curated record
AUGCAGAUUGAUCGGACCGCCUUCGCGGCGGCAGACGUGGUGAGAGACAUCUGGGAGAGCUUAGAGCUUCCACGCCAUGCAUUAGACGCAUUGAAAUUACCUGGUCCCAGCGGCCCAUCACUACCAUCGUCCUUCAAGAUUGGCAUCCUGGCUCAAAGCACCAUUGCCCUAUCAGCGCUUGCUGCAGCGCUUACCUAUGCCACCACUCGCUCCGAGAGCAGACAGCUUCCACGAGUAGAAGUGUCUCAGCUAGGCGCAGUAAUCGAAUUCAAGUCCGAGCGUCUAUUCACGCUCCACUCAUCAGUGACGCCGUCGCGGGACGUGAGAGCACCUGGUGGAAUCUAUCGGACAUCGGAUGGCUAUAUUCGUCUACACGACGCCUUCCCACAUCACAUAUUGGGCACACUCGAGCUGUUGGGUGUUCCGAAGACGGCUAGUCGAGAAGAUGUUUCCAGAGCCAUUCUGAAAUGGAAAAGUGUGGAUCUGGAGACCGUCGGAACGGCAGAAGGAAAACUAGUUAAUUAUGCUCUGCGGAGCUAUGGGGAAUGGGACGUUCUGCCUCAAUCAAGGGCCAUCAGCAAUAACCCCAUUCUCUUGCAGCAGAUUGACCCAGGCCCACUGAAGGCCCUGCCGAAUACACAUAGCAAGAAAUGCUUGCACGGGCUACGUGUGGUCGAAAUGAGUCGUGUCAUCGCGGCGCCCGUGUCGGGUAUGACCCUUGCGGCGCACGGUGCUGAUAUUCUCUGGGUGACAUCCCCGAAUCUUCCAGACCUGCCCGAGAUUGACCGUAACUUUAGUCGGGGGAAGCGGACAACUCAGUUGGACCUGAACCGUGCGUCUGACAAGGAACAGCUCAUGAAGCUGCUUGAGACCUGUGAUGUUUUUAUUCAAAGCUACCGGCCGGGGAGUCUCGCUGAUGCAUAUGGCCUGACUGCAGAAGAGCUUGCUCGCAUCAACCCAAACAUAAUUUGCGCAAAUCUGUCGGCGUUUGGCCCAGAAGGGCCCUGGGCGAAUCGUCGUGGCUUCGACUCGCUGGUUCAGACGUGUUCGGGUAUGAAUGUGUCAGAAGCAGAGCACGCUGGGAAAGGAGAACCCGCUCGAGCAAUGCCAUGUCAAGCUCUUGAUUACUCGAGCGGAUAUCUCCUCGCGACCGGUAUCAUGGCUGCUCUCCAUCAUAGAGCCACGAAAGGAGGCUCGUGGAGAGUUGACGUUUCACUUGCGGCUGCGAUGAAAUAUCUUAGGAGCCUGGGACAGUACCCCGGUGAUACGGGAUUUCAAGCUGCAGAUUUUAAUUGCGCAGAGGAUGUGCCGGGGGAGUUUUUCGAGACGCGAGAAACCGGCUUUGGUUUAAUGACGGCAAUUAAGCAUACACCUAUUAUCGAAGGGUGCGAAAUUGGUUGGGAUGUGAUGCCAAAGCCGAUGGGGUCUGACAAACCAGAAUGGCAGACUUAA